GUCGUUUUUAGGGUUCAUUCUAAAAAAAAACACGCCGACACCAUAGCCUCUCUUUUUCUCGUCUCUCUCCCUUGUCAAACGAGUCAUCGUUUAUUCAAUUGAAGCUUCAAUCGCUCCCGUUACCGAUCGUUCUGUUCAAUCGAAGGUUCAAUCAGUAGGCUCAAUCGAUCGUUUUCUUCCCGUUACCGAUCAUUCGUUCAGCCGAUCGUUCAAUCAGUAAGCUUCAAUAAAGACUCUCCGUUGCCAACACCGAGCGAUCUAACAGAUUGGGGUUGCGAAAUGGCCAUACACUCGAUUUUUGUGUGGUUUGUAGAUGAAGUGGAAUUUACUACUCUUAAGCCUUAAACCCUAGAAUUUCAUAAGCGUCUCUUCUCACAAUUUCGAUCGUCUCAUUAUUGUCUCUUCCAUCUCGCUCUUAGCUCUGUCGCUGCUACUCUAUAUUCAGGUGAAUUCAUAUAACUCUUAAAGGAUGGUUGAAACGUUGUUUGAAGAUAUAUUUAGGGUUGAUCAGCUUGACCCUGAUGGCAAGAAAUUUGACAAAGUUAAUCGUAUUGAAGCAAGAAGCGAUCAAUUUGAUAUGUACAUGCAGCUGGAUGUGAAUACAGAUGUUUAUCCUAUGCAUGUUGGUGAGAAAUUUAUGAUGGUUCUAGCAACUACCUUGAACUUGGAUGGAACUCCUGACAGUGGAUUCUUUUCUCCUGGUGGGCGAAAGUCGCUUGCUGACAAGUUUGACUAUGUGAUGCAUGGAAAGUUGUAUAGGAUCAAUGAAGAAGGUUCAGGAGCUAAUGUUAAAGCGGACAUUUAUGUCUCAUUUGGUGGUUUAUUGAUGUUGUUGAGGGGUGACCCUUCGAUUGCAGCUAAGUUUGAGCUUGAUCAGAGGCUAUUCAUCCUCAUGAGGAAGGUGGACAAGGCUUAGUUGUUCAACAUAUAUCUCAAUCAGGAUGAUACCAAAGUAAUGAGAAUUAAUAAAUAAAAAUCAGAUGUAAAAUAUGUUGACAAUUUUAACUUCUCAUACAUUGUAUGUUUACCCUUUGAAGUGAAGAUAUUUGUCAUAUCACUUAAAGCAUAGGUUAUUUUUCAAGUAUUUUUCACUUUCAAUAAAUGUUUAUUGUCUAUGCGCAUACAUGAUUAAGAAAUAACACUUAGGUGUGUUUGGUUCA
Molecule: messenger RNA, 1160 nt
Organism: Lactuca sativa (garden lettuce)
Lineage: Eukaryota; Viridiplantae; Streptophyta; Magnoliopsida; Asterales; Asteraceae
Product: DNA-directed RNA polymerases II and V subunit 8A
Biological process (GO): DNA-templated transcription
Cellular component (GO): RNA polymerase III complex; RNA polymerase I complex; RNA polymerase II, core complex
Source: RefSeq, a predicted model, not a curated record